Messenger RNA from Cephus cinctus (wheat stem sawfly), 1996 nucleotides. RefSeq names its product transmembrane protein 184C. The coding region runs from base 380 to 1669 and encodes 429 amino acids. The record is from RefSeq and is a predicted model, not a curated record. Gene Ontology annotation, molecular function: transporter activity. Gene Ontology annotation, biological process: transport. The transcript has 7 exons. Lineage: Eukaryota; Metazoa; Arthropoda; Insecta; Hymenoptera; Cephidae.
UCGAUUUUAGUUGUGUAUUUGUAUUGUGUAAAUACUUCCUUUGCAAUAGGAUCAUUUAAUAAUUUUGUGAGAAGCUACUAAGAGAUAGACCUUUGGGGAAAACAGAUCUAAUUUCUAAAAGAACCUACUGUCUUUGUACUGUCAUUGUCAGCUGAUUCAUAAUGUACUGUCAUAGUCCGUUCACUUAAAUCCUCCACCAUUUAAUAUUGUAACAUUGCACUGAUAUGGUGAAUUAUAUAAACAGGGAUUGUGAGACAAAUAUACUGUCGAGUGCAAAUAAGAAAACUUAACUGGACUAUUGCAAUCAUAUUGCACAUCUUUGCCUCCGGUAAUUACCGUAGAGAAUUAUGUGACAUUAUCAAGUAGUCUAAAAGAAGAAAUGGCUUCUCUUUGUGGACGUUGGAGAUUGUGGAUUUUACCAGUGCUUACAGGCCUUUAUGCCUUAUUAAUCAUUAUCUUGGUACCAAUUUUAUUGGCCAAUUCAAUAAAAAAUGGAUUUAAGAAGCAGGAUCAAGGAGCUCUUGUUGGAGGAGCAUUUGUAUUAUUGGCAUUGCCAAUUGCAUUUUAUGAGAUUGUUCAGCACAUGAUACACUAUACUCAGCCAAGGCUCCAGAAAUAUAUAAUAAGAAUUCUAUGGAUGGUACCAAUCUAUGCUGUAAAUGCUUGGCUUGGUUUGGUAUAUCCUGAAGGCAGUAUAUAUGUAGACAGUCUAAGAGAAUGUUACGAGGCCUAUGUUAUCUACAAUUUUAUGAUGUACCUCUUGGCUUAUUUGGAUGCCGAUAAUCACCUUGAACAUCGUUUGGAGCUUUCACCUCAAGUACAUCACAUGUUCCCCCUGUGUUGUUUGCCAGACUGGGAGAUGGGACGUGAAUUUGUACAUAUGUGUAAACAUGGAAUUCUUCAGUAUACUGCGGUCAGACCAAUAUCAACUUUAAUUUCCUUUAUUUGUGAACUUAAUGGAGUUUACGGUGAAGGAGAAUUUAGAGGAGACAUUGCUUUCCCAUAUAUGAUUGCUUUUAAUAAUUUGUCACAGUUUGUAGCAAUGUAUUGCCUGGUAUUGUUUUAUCGAGCUAAUGCUGCAGCUCUAGAACCCAUGAAACCUGUUGGGAAAUUCCUAUGCAUCAAGGCUGUUGUUUUUUUUUCAUUUUUUCAGGGUGUAAUAAUAGCAAUGCUAGUAUACUUCGAUGUGAUAUCAAGUAUCUUUGAUACAGACAAUACAGAUGACAUAAGAAAUAUCUCUUCGAAACUGCAGGAUUUUCUUAUUUGUAUAGAAAUGUUUCUUGCGGCUGUUGCUCAUCAUUACAGUUUUAGCUAUAAGCCCUAUGUUAAUCUGGCACAAAAUCAAGCCUGGUGGGAUGCAUUUAGAGCAAUGUGGGAUGUCUCCGAUGUGCACAAUGAUAUGAAGGAACAUCUGGGAGUUGUAGGAUCUUCUUUGAGCCGUAGAAUUCGAGGCCGUAGUGGCUAUCAGCAGUCCUGGGGUAGUGCUACGGAACGUACAUCCCUUCUAUCAGAGGCACCAUUGACAACAGCCAAAAGUGCACCAGCCUGCUCCUUUUUAGGAUACAAUACAGCUGAUAGUGGACAAAUUUUAAAUUCUAUAGACGAUUCUAGAGGAUUUGUAGAUCUCAGUCCAGACAUGCAGGAUAAUAAUCAUAACAUCAAUACGUAACCCACUCUAUCCUUUCCAAUCGCAGGAUAUGGUGUAUUAUCUUAAGAACUUCAAGGAUUCGUUAGAAUCUCCACUCACAAUGAUAUUUUAUUCAUAACAUCCUUAGUGUUUUAUCCCAAAGAGGCAAAUUUGACACACCACAAAUAUUGUAUAACAUAAUUCAUCCCUCCAGCUGUGUCACUGUGAUAUUCCAUAAAUAUGUUUUUGCCUACUAUUUUCACUCUACAGGUAUCAAUACGUCACAAGAUACCAGUGAUGUACUACCAAAAAUUGUACAUACGCAAUAUUUAUACAGAAAAUACUCUAAUAAAAUAUUUGUAUAACGUA